Messenger RNA from Macadamia integrifolia, 1814 nucleotides. Its product is annotated as probable protein phosphatase 2C 42. The record is from RefSeq and is a predicted model, not a curated record. Gene Ontology annotation, biological process: protein dephosphorylation. The transcript has 4 exons. NCBI's taxonomy places the organism in Eukaryota, Viridiplantae, Streptophyta, Magnoliopsida, Proteales, Proteaceae. Bases 378 to 1499 code for a protein of 373 amino acids. Gene Ontology annotation, molecular function: protein serine/threonine phosphatase activity; cation binding.
AGGGGAAUGUAGGAAAGGACAGAGAAGGAGAAGAGGAAAGAGAAAGGGAAGGAAAAGGGUGAAGGGAAAAUGUCAUUUGGGUACAGAUUGCAAAGGAUGAAUAGACAGAAAUGGGGAUUGAAAACAACAGCCAACAAAAGGCUUCCCCCCACGCCAUCUUCUCCAACCCGAAUAAGCACAUUCCUCUGUUCCUCUUCCACCGAACAUCUCUCUACCCCUCAACCCAAUUCCCCUCUCUCUCUCUCUACUAGGAUUUCUACCCUUCAAUUUGCCCAGUAGUUGCAGAGUUGUCCCUUUCUGUCUCUGCCUACCAUCAGGAUUAUAGGGAUUGGGUUCGGAUCGGGGUGUAAGGGGUUUGGGUCCCUGAGAGAUGUGGGAUGCUCAGAGAUUUCAUGAACCACUUUUCUCGCUGUUGUUGGAGCCCCUUUGGCGUCAAUGUUGAUGGUUCUACUGCUGCUACUGCUGGGCGUGAAGGUAGAGAUGGCCUUCUCUGGUUCCGUGACAUCGGUCGUUAUGCCUUCGGUGAUUUCUCCAUGGCCGUCGUUCAGGCAAACCAGGUGCUUGAAGAUCAGAGUCAGAUAGAAUCGGGUCCUUUCGGUACUUUUGUUGGCGUCUAUGAUGGUCACGGUGGCCCCGAUACCGCUCGUUACGUCUGCGACCACCUCUUCCGGCAUUUUCAAGAGAUAUCAGCACAGGCCCAGGGUGUGACAUGUGAGACCAUUAGGAGAGCUUUUCUUCAAACAGAAGAAGGGUUCACAGCCCGUGUUUCUGAGCUAUGGGAUACUCAACCACAUAUGGCAACAGUUGGGUCAUGCUGUCUAGUUGGAAUGAUCUCUCAGCGGACUCUCUAUGUGGCAAAUCUUGGUGACACCCGUGUUGUUCUCGGGAAAAAAGUUGGAAACACCGGUGGUGUUGCUGCCAUACAAUUAUCAACUGAACACAAUGCUAACCUGGAGAGCGUGAGACAGGAGCUCAAAGAAUUGCACCCAGAUGACCCUCAAAUUGUUGUCCUCAAACACGGAGUCUGGAGAGUAAAAGGCAUUAUUCAGGUUUCUAGAUCUAUAGGUGACGUAUAUAUGAAACAUGCCCAGUAUAACAGGGAACCAAUCAACGGGAAGUUCAGGCUUUCUGAACCAAUGAACAUGCCCAUCUUGACUGCCAAUCCAUCUAUUAUCUCUCAUACUCUUCAGCCUGAUGAUUCUUUCCUUAUAUUUGCUUCUGAUGGUCUAUGGGAACACUUGAGCAAUGAAAAAGCUGUGGAUAUUGUCCACAAUCACCCAUGUGCAGGAAGUGCUAAAAGGCUCGUCAAAGCUGCUCUUCAAGAAGCUGCUAGGAAACGUGAGAUGCGGUAUUCAGAUCUUAGGAGGAUUGACAAGAAGGUCCGACGCCAUUUCCAUGAUGAUAUAACUGUGAUUGUUUUAUUCCUAAAUCAUGACAUUAUUAGCAGAGGCAUGGCACAAGGCCCUUCAAUAUCUGUUCGAAGUGCCUUGGAACACUGAUGAUCUGAUCCUGGAGACAUAGUAUUCCCUACUUCUGAUUUUGGCCAUCAGCUGAAAGUCAUUUUUAAGGUCCACUAAAGAAUUCACAUCACAGCCACAGAUUGGUAGAAAGUGGAACUGACAAAGCAGUUGCUGCUGAUGCACCAAGGAGUAUUCUUCUGAUAGUGAGGCUAAUGCAAUAUCCCCAGAGGCCUGUUAUCUCUAAAAUGCAUUACGUUGUUAUUGUUAGAGAACAGUUCAAUGCUUUUUUGUAAUUCUCUGAUCUAUUCCAUUCAAACUCAAGUUGUAAUAGUUAUGUGAUUGCAUUCUUUCUCA